This is a messenger RNA of Saccostrea echinata, 1839 nucleotides long. RefSeq lists its product as uncharacterized. The coding region runs from base 1 to 1839 and encodes 612 amino acids. The record is from RefSeq and is a predicted model, not a curated record. The transcript is spliced from 3 exons. NCBI's taxonomy places the organism in Eukaryota, Metazoa, Mollusca, Bivalvia, Ostreida, Ostreidae.
AUGGCUGCGCCCAUGGAAGUUUGUCGUGUAUGCUGUUGCGAACUUCCAAAGAAGCACAGACGCGUGAUUUUUGGAGAAACUUUCGGUGUUUUUAACCAAUUGACACAAGUCCUCGAUUAUAGUGCCCCCCCCCCCCCCAACGAUGGUCUUUCCAAAUAUGUCUGUGGAUUUUGCUUUACGAAGCUUAAUAAACUGUACAAAAUUGACAUGGAUUUGAUACAUAAAAUGGACUCUCUAAGGAGGGAAAAAAAUGAGGUCUUGGGAAUUCUUAGGGAGAAACACAAACAGUCUUUACAAAUGAAUAUAAUUAGAACUCCAAAGGCACAAGAUAAAAGAACCAUAGUGCAUUCGCCAACACCCAGAAAGACAAAAAAAUCUUUGUUUUCAACCCCCCGGAAAAAGGAACAAACAGAGGAGUGCCUGGCUAUGCAAACCAACAAUCCACCAGUAAAUCCACCAGGUAAACAACAAAAAACAACAGAUCAGAAAGAUGUGCUCAGACUUCACUUACCUACAGAGAAAGCUACUUCCAUUGACACUCAAAAACCAAUCACCAUAAAGUCCUUCACACCUAGUAAACUGAAGGUUGUGUACAAAACAAAGAAAACAAUGAAAGUAAGAACAAAACUGGUAAAAGAUUGUCAAUUAAGUGAAAUUGUCAGAGGUUUAACCAUCCACAAUGCACCAAAGAGAACAGCUCGGGCUAUCUACAAUUCACCUCUAAAAGAAGGAAUCAACAACCAAAUUAUGAAAGAACUAAAGGAAGAAAUUGGGAAACUGACAUCAAGUAUUAACUGUUCUUUGCUUAGACAAAUAGAUAGCAAAAGUCUGGCUACAUUUAGUUUUGAUAAAGUGAAUGAGGAAAUAAAGUUGUGGGCACCUUUGUUUCACCAAUGCAUGACAACAUUAACAAAUAAAAAUGCCAUGGGAGCCAUUGUAGCUUCAUGUGUACUGCUGAAAUCCAGCAACACACAUAUGUCUGCUUUCCAACAUGUCAUAGGCCAGAUUCUUGACCAUGGUGGAGCUACUGAUGAUACUAUAGAUACUUUGUCAAAGAUGGGCAUGUGUGUGUCUGCAUCUUCAUCAGCAAAAAGAAAACAUCACCUACUCAGCAGACAACAGCAGCAUAUCAAAAGAUUGCUUACAGAGCCGGCAGAGGAUGAUGAGCAAAUUACACAGAGACUCAGUAAGUCAAGUGACAUUAUAGGUGACAAUAUUGAUAUAACACGUAGUCCAUCUCAAAUGAGUGUUGACCGAAGACGACAAAGCUGGCACUGGUUUCUGCUUGUGGCAUUAGAAAAAAGAGUUGUAGAUCCUACACUUGAUGACACACAUCCUAUUGCUGACAUCAGUCAAGUGGAAAACAGUUUGUUUAUUCCAAACUUGGAAGAGUCUGCUUUCCUUGAAAACCAUUUUAUGCACCAUAUUAUGCAGGUCCUUGUCAAGUAUGUGGACAGUCUUAAUAGGUACAAGUCAUGCAUUCCACAAUACAUAAAUCAUCCCCACCUUAACGCUAGUUGUAGAAAAUCUGACCAUGCCAUUAUUGACCUCUUAGACAAAAGUGAGAAUAAGUCAGAAGAAAUGAUUGAUAUACUACAAUAUAUUCAUGAAAAAUGUAUUGCAAGAUCAGAUUUAGAUAAUGAUACCCCUUCAAACCUAAAGAAGAGGGUAUUUGGAGGCGAUGUAUUAACCAAUGAGAGAGCAUAUGCUGCCCAAUUAGCACUUCACAAUGGUAUGACAGAAUUCAGUAAACUUCAGUGUGUCAUUCACCGACCUGAAGGGUUACAUAGGAUGAUGAAUCUGCUACUGGUAUCAGUGUGUUGGUUUAGUUCCAGUUAA